GUGAGUUUGAUGAUAUAUAGACAAUAGAAUCAAUUGCUGCCCCGAGGGUAGAUAUUUGAAGGAAUACUUGGGGGAUAAUCGGCAGGAGAUGGAGGCAAUGGCUUAAUUGAGGCCGGAUCGACAAGGGGCGUGGCGUUAUUGAGUAGCUAUGCUAGAGACGAAAUAUAAUGAUUGAAGUUUAGGUAUGGAGUACGUGAGGCUACAAGCUAUGUGUGGAGGAGUACAAAGAGCAUGUCAAUAUUUGGAGAAACCAGAUGAGAUUGUUGAACAUGCUGAGGUGUACAUUUCCAUACUUUGCUUGGCAUUUGUACACUUUCUAUACCUACCAAGCAAAGGGAUAUCCACUUUGUAUUGUUCAAAUUGGGAUUAUAACUCAAUUCAAUCUUUCCAUUACAAAAGUUCUUGAACUCUUAUCUUUGUUUGGUUCAAAGUAGGGAAAGGAAGAGAAGAGGCGAUGAGGGGAAGGGAGGAUGAAGAGGGAAGGACUUUGGGAAAACUCUCAUCCAAAAUACCCGAAUUUGGGAGAUUUAAAAUUGAAGAAAAUGAAGGAUUAUGGAAGUCAUUAAACCUUUCUACCAUUAUUUCUUACUUCCUCCAAUCAAAUACACAUAUACCAUACACUUUCUUCUUUAAUUCUUCCCUUCAAAUUCCUCCAACAAAACAAAGCCUUAGAGAUGGAUGCAUCCUUUUUUUUCACAUUUAUGCAAUGGCUCACGUUAUGGCCAACUCUUGUAUCACUUCAGGUCAACUAGGCUUUUUAUCCCUCUUGCAUGAAAAUGUGAAUGUUACCUUAAGCAUCUCCAAGCCAUCACCUUGGUCCAUUUUAUUUUGGUCUCUUUAUACUAAAGAUCUGCGGAGUAAUAUUUAAAAUUCUUUCA
Molecule: messenger RNA, 878 nt
Organism: Cuscuta epithymum
Lineage: Eukaryota; Viridiplantae; Streptophyta; Magnoliopsida; Solanales; Convolvulaceae
Source: the annotation of a GenBank genome assembly